UUAUCUGCACAUCGGUGCACGUGCGCUUGGCAGAGGUGGGAUCCCAGCCAAGGAUUAUGGGAUCGCUGUCUGGAUGCAAGCAGCUGUAAUUCAGUGUAACGACUUCUGCAGUGCACAAGAGAUCCCCUGCAGCAUCACCAGCCUUCCUUGAGAAAGUUCCUGCUUUGAAUCCAGGGGGAAUCCAGCCUGUCCUCUUUGUUUUCUCAGCAAGGUUGGCAAUGGUGAACACGACCAUCUCUUUGCUUUCAUGGAACUAUAAUUUACAUGAGCACUGGAGACAAACCCCACAUUUGAAAACAAGAAGCUUUUGUAGCUUUUUAACCAUUGUUUCCUGUUGGGGUGUGAUAUCAUAAUGCUCAAAUUAAUCACUUAUGAGGAGCAGCUGUGAAUUUCCGCUGUACGAAAGCAAAGUCACUGCAGUAGGUGACUCAAUUCCACGUUUGAUGCUGUCCAAGCGAAGUGGGAAAAAACAGUGGGCACCUGACUGAGCUGCACAUGAACGCCAGCAUGCUGCCAUACAUCCUCUUCUCUUGUUUGCUGCUCUGUGUGCAAGCACAGAACUGCAGCGUCCGUGAAAUCAUCCGGCAUACAAAACUCCUGCUUCAGGAAAGUCCUCUGAGUUGCCCCUGUAGGGAGACAGCUGUCAAUUCAUGUUCAUGUCUUCCCAUUGCUGAGCCUGGCCACGAACUGCCCUGCUUUGUGGAAGGAACCGAACACAUGCUGAAACACAACAUAUCUUCCAACACAGUAGUCGAAAGGCUUAACCUAAGCUUUCAGAUUCAACUGGACAGAAAGCUCUGUGAAAGCUUGGCACAUGGGACUCAAUGCCAGUACAAGAUCAAAGGAAAUGUGAAGGAAUUUUUGACUAAAAUCCUGAGGACCUAUCAAGAAAUCCAUAUACAUAAUUUAAAAAAGCUUAAAAAACCCCCCACAAUUCUUUGA
This is a messenger RNA of Melopsittacus undulatus (budgerigar), 942 nucleotides long. RefSeq names its product interleukin-9. Bases 496 to 942 code for a protein of 148 amino acids. The record is from RefSeq and is a predicted model, not a curated record. Gene Ontology annotation, molecular function: cytokine activity; interleukin-9 receptor binding. Lineage: Eukaryota; Metazoa; Chordata; Aves; Psittaciformes; Psittaculidae. The transcript is spliced from 6 exons.